GUACGUGUGUGUUUCCCAGAGGAUGAAGAGCCAACAGCACACCUCCAAAUACCUGCUGCUACAUGUGUGGUGCGGGUUUCUCACAGUCGCUAUGGGGAUUAUGGUCGCAGUUCUUACAACAGUGCAAAUAAACUCAUCUGACAAGAGUCAUUUACCUGAAUCAAAGGAGGAAAACCAGCCCCCUACAAAUGGCAGUUUUUUGGCUCAAUUGAAUUCAUCAAAGGCUCCCCGUCCCUCUUAUAUCCAGCUGACCAUGGGAACAUUAUCUUGGGAGAAUGACCAUGAUGCCUGUGGCUCUUGCUCCCUCGUCCUCCGCGACAACUCUGUCUACAUCACAUCUGAAGGCUUCUACUACAUCUAUGUCCAGGUCACCUUCACUAGGCACACCGGGGGAGAGGAGAAGAGGAAGGUGACUCUGUUCAAAAAUGGCAUUCAGAAUCAGACCCAGCGAAGGAGACUGAGUGAAGCCGUGUAUCACGGAGAGAAAGAGGGCACUGUAUUCAUGUCCAGGAUGGUUAAGCUCCAACAAGGUAACAGCCUCAGCCUUGAGAUAACAUCCAAGAAUAAUAGCUUUAGGUAUGGAGUAGAGAAUACCCACUGGGGGGCAUUUCAGCUCCCCCCAUAUUGAGCCAACAGACAUUUGUAUUGAGACUUAGUUCAAGAUUGAACCAAAAACAGCUGUUAAAACAUUGUUUUUAAAAAAGUGUGUGGUAGUUACUAAACUGAAUUUAUUUUGUGGAAACUGUAACUGUUAUGCAUAUGCAUUGUAUGUUUUGCUGAACAGAUUUGAUUACACAAUGAGAUAACAGAAUACUUUGUCAAACUAUCUAUUUGUGUGUGUGUGUGUGUGUGUGUGUGUGUGUGUGUGUGUGUGUGUGUGUGUGUGUGUGUGUGUGUGUGUGUGUGUGUGUGUGUGUGUGUGUGUGUGUGUGUGUGUGUGUGUGUGAUUUCUUGUGAUAUUAAUGGUAUCUAUCAUGAUGUGAAUUAGUCGAUGCUAGAUAUUAUAGAUGGUAAAUAGAUUUGAUAUGGAGACAGUGGUCGUGUCUGAAUACCCAUACAACUGUACUAAAUAGUA
Molecule: messenger RNA, 1075 nt
Organism: Oncorhynchus keta (chum salmon)
Lineage: Eukaryota; Metazoa; Chordata; Actinopteri; Salmoniformes; Salmonidae
Exons: 5
Coding region: 23-628 (201 amino acids)
Biological process (GO): immune response
Cellular component (GO): membrane
Molecular function (GO): tumor necrosis factor receptor binding
Source: RefSeq, a predicted model, not a curated record